GAGGCGACGAUUUUUAUAGGGGGAUUUAGUAUGCAAUUUUUAUGCACCUCUAUAAGUUUUCUCCAGCUUCGUCGCUUGUGCCGCGUAGAUGGAACAUUGAAGACAAUGGGCCAAAGCGCAGAGCAGCAGAAAAAUUAAACAAACUUCUUAGCAACCGCCCCAUAUUCCACUAAAAUCGCUUGCGAAUCAGACGUGUGAACAGCAGAAUGGCUAAUAAGAUGAUUUUAAAGAAAACUUCGAAUUUUCAAAACGACGACGCUGAACUGAUACAUCGGCAGUCACUAACCAGGGAUUACCAAGUAAUCCAAAUCAAGGAUGAGAAUCGGAGAAUAAAGAUGAUUCUCCGUGCAACUGACAACUCAUUCACCACGCUGGGGUCUCUGGAGACUGCUCUGGCAAGGCCAGUAACGGCCUUUGGCCGUAGUUCGUUCCCCAGGAAGAGUAAAUCCACCAGCCAACAUGCCUGCUAUCGUCAUAGCGUGGCUAAGGCUGUUGCCAAAAGUGUUCUACAACCAGCAGUCAGAAAGAGACUGCUGUCACAGGAUGAGGGGCAUUGUAAGCCGAAGAGGCCUUGCGUCGCUGAGUCCCGGGACUGUGAUAAUGACAAAAAGAGCCCCAGCAUUGACGGUGAUGAAUUCGUCCGAGUGGGACUCACCGCGAAAGAUAUUGAGAUACUGGACGAUGGGGAGUGGCUGACGGACGAACAUAUCUCCGCGGCACAGAGACUGCUCCGCCGUCAGUUCCCUGCCUUCGGUGGGCUGCAGGAGCCUGUCCUUGGGGAAAUACUCCAGUUUGAGCCCAUGACCACGGACGGAGCCCAGAUCAUGCUUAAUGGAGGAGGGCACUGGGUGACCAUCUGCAGGCGAAACAAUGAAGUCAAACUGUUGGAUAGCAAGAAUGAAGGACUUAAUUCGAGGCUUUCCAGCCAGAUCUUAAAUCUGUGCGGGGACAAGGCUGGACGAUCAUCUGGUCUCCAAGUUCAGCUUCCGGUGAUGCACCCGCAGCGAGGUUCUAGCGAUUGCGGACUCUUCGCUGUUGCCUAUGCUACCGAGGUGGCUUUCGGGGGAAGACCCGAAUUGACUGUCUUUGAUCAGAAAGCAAUGAGGAAGCAUCUUAAGUAUUGUCUGGAAUCACAGAAGAUGAAACCCUUCCCAAGGAAGAAUUGCGCCCAAAGGACUUCUAGAAAUGUUGGGAGCAAAGCUCAGGCACUCAGGAACUGAUGGAGUAAUUUUAUUGAAUAUCUACCAAUAAUCUCCACCCUGCUCAGAAUAGCAGAAUCAGGAAUAAAAUGUAUAAAUUUAAGCAAAAAUGGUUUGCCAGAUUAUGUUUACAUUUUAAAGCACAUUUUAUAUUUAAAGAAAAUAAUGAAUUUGUAGUAGGUCUAAAUAUUUUAUAAGUUAACUAUUUCCAUAUUUCAUGAAGCUGGUUUGAAAAUUAAAACAAAAUGGCCAUUUCUCAACAAAAAUCCGUGGCCGUAAAUAACAAUGAAAUGAUUUUGGAUUUGUAACAAAGCAUGCACUCUAGUGUGAGCAUUCCCAUUCUUGAGUGGAUAAAAAAAAAAACUAGCUUAUUAUUUCAUAGAAUAAAAAAUGGGAAAUUGUAAAAUAUUUGUUGUGGGCAUGUAAACUGAUGCAACGCAUUCCAUAAUAUUCUAAUGGUUAAACCGAGGAAUUCAGUUCAUUUUAUCAGCUAAUUUGGUCGAAAAUUCCAGAGCAUUCCCUUCACAAUAAACUAUUUAAAAAGUGCCACAUGACGUCAACUCAUAAAUAUUUUGAAAGGACAUCUAAAAAUAUGGUGCCGCUUUUAUGAUAAAGAAUUUGUCGUUCACUUAAUGCACCGUAU
Molecule: messenger RNA, 1842 nt
Organism: Acanthaster planci (crown-of-thorns starfish)
Lineage: Eukaryota; Metazoa; Echinodermata; Asteroidea; Valvatida; Acanthasteridae
Source: RefSeq, a predicted model, not a curated record